This is a messenger RNA of Hordeum vulgare subsp. vulgare (domesticated barley), 1286 nucleotides long. RefSeq names its product reticulon-like protein B1. The coding region runs from base 178 to 960 and encodes 260 amino acids. The transcript has 5 exons. The record is from RefSeq and is a predicted model, not a curated record. Lineage: Eukaryota; Viridiplantae; Streptophyta; Magnoliopsida; Poales; Poaceae.
CCGUCCCACUCGCUCCAUAUUCUAGAGAUCUCCAUCCAUCCAUCCACCUCUCCUUCGCCGGAGAGAAAAAGGCAGGCAAGGCGCACACUUCCACCACACACACUGCGCGCUUUACGAGAGCAGAGAACCAGAGGGGAACCCGUGCUUACCUUUCCUGUAGCUCCGUUUGCUCCGUCCAUGGCCGAUCCAGCCGAGGAGACCGUCGCCGCGCCCCCGCCGACCCCGGCAGCGCCGGCCGAGGGCGCCCCGCCGCUGUCCGCGGAGCCGCCGGCCAGCGCCGACGCCUCGCCGGAGAAGGCGGCCCCGCCCGCGUCUGCGCCGGACACCACGGUCAGGUCCCGUGGGUUCAGGCUGCUCGGCGAGGACACCUCCGUGCACAAGGUGCUUGGUGGCGGUAAAACUGCUGAUGUACUGUUAUGGAAGGACAAGAAAACAACUGCUGUGGUGAUCGGUGGCACAACUGUCAUAUGGGUUUUAUUUGAAGUGCUUGAUUACCAUCUCUUAACUCUGUUAUCCCAUGUGAUGAUUGGUGUCCUGGCCAUCUUGUUCGUGUGGUCCAAAGCUAUGACCUUCAUCAAGAAGAGCCCACCGGAUAUUCCUGUAGUUGAGAUACCUGAAGACCUCGCUGUGAAUGUAUCACGGGCAUUACGCAACGACGUCAACAGAUCACUUCACUUGUUCCGGGAGAUCGCAAUGGGGCAUGAUCUGAAGAAAUUCCUUGGUGUGAUUGCUGGUCUCUGGGUUCUGUCAGAAGUCGGAAGCUGCUGUGAUUUCCUCACCUUGAUAUACAUCGCUGUCCUGAUGAUCCACACGGUGCCGAUCUUGUACGAUAAGUACCAGGACAAGGUGGAUCACUUCGCCGGAAAGGCUCAUACCGAGGCGUGCAAGCACUACGAGGUGCUGGACCAGAAGGUUUUGAGCAAGAUACCGCGAGGACCGGCGAAAACCAAGAAGACCUAGAAUGCUGGCUGUCUCGUGCGUGCAUGCUGCUCGGUGUUUGUGGUUCCGUGAUCCAUGUGCGUAGUGCCACUAGACAGUUCGGUUCCCCGAUCCAUAUGGGUAAUGCCACCAGACAGUUACUCAACCUACUCGGUGUUACCUUGUGCUCCGCAUGUAUUAGCUAUUUGUAUAUGCAACUCUGAAAACUUGGAACUGCUACCUUUCUACUGCCGCAGUUGCUUGUAGAUACUUGCCCUGUCACUUGUGUGUAUGCUCGGCAGAUGUGUUUCGUGUGGAUGUUCUGUUCGUAAUGAAAAUCCUGCUGAAUGGAUGUUCUUGAAAGAAAA